AUGGACACGUUCGUGGAAAACUUUCACGCUAAGAAGGACGUCGAACGAAUGGAGUACGUUCCGUUAGGACGGACAGGUUUGAAGGUGUCGAAAGUUUCCUUCGGUACGGGUACUUUUAGUCAGCUUUACGGUGACCUGGACGAAGAGAAAGCCGUGGAAGCCGUGGUGUUUGCGGUGAAGCAAGGGAUAAAUUACUUCGAUACGGCCCCAUUCUACGGUCAGGGUCGUUCGGAGGAGGUGCUCGGAAAAGCGUUACGAAAAAUACCACGGCAAGCGUACUAUGUCGCUACGAAAGUGGGCCGUUACGAGCGAGACUUCGAGCGAAUGUUUGAUUACAGUGCAGCUAAAACGCGUGAAAGUGUGGAAAGAAGCUUACACCUGCUCGGCGUAGAUUACAUCGAUGUGGUACAAAUUCACGAUGUAGAGUUCGCACCGAACCUGGACAUUGUGCUGGAGGAGACCCUGCCCACGUUGGAAGCAUUGCGCAAUGAAGGAAAGUUACGCUUUAUCGGCGUGUCCGCUUAUCCGCUAAAUGUGCUGAAGCAAAUCAUUUCCAAAGCUCUGGGCCGUUUCGAUACGGUACUGUCCUACUGUCGAAACACACUUUUCGACGAGGCACUAAAAGAUUACGUGCCAUUCUUCCAACAACAUCAUUUGGGCAUUAUUUGUGCAUCCGGUCAUGGUAUGGGGCUACUUACAAACGGUGGUCCACAACCGUGGCAUCCAGCCGAUCAACAAUUGAAAUCAGUUUGUGCAGAAGCAGCAGAAUACUGCAAGCAGCAUUGCAUCGAACUCGGUAAGUUGGCCAUGCAUCACUCAAUUGAACUGCCCGGUCCGGCAACGUUUCUGGCAGGGAUGCAGACUACGGAAUUGGUCAACAUCAAUCUGGACACAUACUUGAAUGGAUUGUCGAAAACGGAAGCUGAGGUGUUGGCGUAUCUAAGGGAGAGGGUAUUUGCCAAAACGAACAAAACACACUGGGAAGGCGUUGAGCUGGAGUCGUACUGGGCCGCUAUGAAAGCGACAAAGUCAGAAUUAAAUGUAUGA
Molecule: messenger RNA, 1047 nt
Organism: Anopheles marshallii
Lineage: Eukaryota; Metazoa; Arthropoda; Insecta; Diptera; Culicidae
Exons: 3
Coding region: 1-1047 (348 amino acids)
Cellular component (GO): cytosol
Molecular function (GO): L-galactose dehydrogenase activity
Source: RefSeq, a predicted model, not a curated record